AACCUAAAGACGCGCUGUAAACUCUGUAAACUCCGUGCUGUGUUCUGUGCUUAUUUUGUCAGCUUUAAAAUAUCAUUUCCACGGUUAAAUAUUUAUAUUAUGUAACAUCUUCUAGCGCGUAAUCCACAAUGGAAGACAUCAAAGGAUUUGACAAUUUCCUCAAAAAUGUGGAUGAGAUAAGCGAACUGGUGAAAGAGCUGUCGUCCGCUGACACGACUAGUCACGCGGGAGCUGUGGAGCGCGCGGACAGCUGGCUGGAGGCCUCUAAACGGAAGGAGUGUCAGACGGGAGCCGUCAACCGGACUGUAAUUAACUCAAACCCCUCUGCUGCAGAGGUACCAGCAGCCGGGACGGGUUUCUCCAGUGGUCCAGGCAGCAGCCAAGAGGCCUUCAUGGGGAUACUGGAGAAAGAUGCAGAGGAGAGGAGCAAGAGAAGGAGAUCGAAGGAGGAGAAAGCCAAAGUCCUGAAGACCAGAGGCAACACCGCCUUCUCCCAGGGAGACUACGAGGCCGCUGUGCAGUUUUACACCGAGGGACUGCAGCAGCUGCGAGACAUGCUGGAGCUCUACACCAACAGGGCACAGGCUCUCAUCAGACUGCAGAAGUACGCUGAGGCCAUCACUGACUGCGAGUGGGCUUUAAAGUGUAAUGAGAAGAGCGUGAAGGCGUACGUGCACAUGGGGCGGGCACGCCUGGGUCUCCACGACUACGCAAAGGCGAGGGAGUGCUAUGAGAAGAUCCUGGAGAUUGCGCCCGAGCGAGCGGCCAUGGUUAAAGAGUAUUUAUCCCAGGUGGAAUCGGCCGAGAGGAGGGAGUGCGAGGAGCGGAGAGCGUGGGAGGAAUGCCAGAAGGUACAAGAGGAGGCGAAGUCCAUGGCGACGGCAGCCACGGUGACGGGCGGGCUGCUGGAGAUCCUGCAGAAGCUGGGCAGGCCCGAUGAGAUGAGCCUGUAUUACUGCGGCGGAGUGGAGCUGCUGUCACAUGCCAUUACAGACUGCACUGGGCAGACGAUCUUCAGGUUACACAACGGCUUCAGUGUCAUCAACGACAACAACACCAUCGCCAGAUGUCUCUUGCAGAAGUCACAGGAGCCAUGUGCAGUAGACCUGUGCUUGGCUGUGCUGAAACUCUGGAAGGUUGUUUGCCAAGGAAAUGAGACGAAUCAGCAGCUGUUGAUGGAGUGGGCCUGCGUGAGAGAGAGUCUAGUGUGCCUCCUAGUUUCAUCCUCGGUAGCGGUGCGGCGCGAGUGUGUGACGCUGCUGAUUCUGUACUCACACACUCCUCACGGAAGGUCCCUGCUCACGGACAACCUGGAUUUGCACACGUUAGUUGAGCACCUGAUGAAAUGCCUACUCAGCGCGGGUGAAAGUGCUCAGGACACGAUGGUGCUGUCAGUGCUGGAGAGCCUCGCUCAGGAGAAGAAGUUCUGCCAGCAGAUAAGAGAAGACCUAUCCUCCAUCGUUUCUCCGUUUACAUGUAUCUUGAGAAGCACGAGUGGGCAGAACCAAAGAAUGCUCUCUCUCUCCAUAUCUGUCAUCGGACGUCUAAUUCACGACGACGUCAUCCGUAAAACUGUAUCCAGCAGUCAUGAAUGCUGGGAAGCCUUUCUUGUUGCCAUGGAGCAGUGGAUCAGUCGUGAAUACAGAGAUGCCCUCUACCCUCUCCUGGGCCUCAUGAUCAACCUCUCCUCUGAUCACUCCCCAGCCAUCCAGGACUGUGCUGUUGUGUGUAGCAGCAGGUGUUGUGAUUUGCUGACUGAUCCCAGUGGAGGCAUCAUCACGAGGGCAGUGGGCUUGUUGAGCAGACUUCUCCCCCAGUCUCCCGCUGCUCUCGAGGCGGCUGUGCAGUUUGGAGUCGUGAAGAAACUGCUGAAGAUCCUUAAGGCCCCGGGGCAGGACAGCACUAAGUACUCCAUCAGAGCCCUGGCUCAGUGCACGGCGGGCAGCCUGGACGCGCGGCAGCAGCUGGCCUCCAUGGACAGGAGGCUGCAGGUGCUGAGACGUCUGGUGUGUGAAGGUGAUGAGAGCGUGGCAGGGAAUGCUGCCCUGUGUCUGGGCCACUGUGUGUCUGUGCCCGGCGUUGCCCGCGGGCUCCUGGAGACCGACUGCAUCCUGCUGCUGUUGCGCCACGCCGCCGCCGACGCCAACGCUGACGCCCUGCAGCGCAACGCGGCCAUCGCCCUCGCCAGGCUGUGCCAGGCCGAUCCCCAGCACAUGGUGAGACUGCGGGAGCUCCAUGGACUAGGGAUCCUCCACUCCUGUAUGAAGCUCAUCGCCUGACCAGCAUCCCACCCAGAGCACAGCUCUCCUGCAGUACUGCCCCCCUCUGGAGCGGAUCCCACCCAGAGCACAGCUCUCCUGCAGUACUGCCCACCCCUGGAGCAGAUCCCACCCAGAGCACAGCUCUCCUGCAGUACUGCCCACCUCUGAUCUGUCUCUGGAGUGGAUCAACCCCCACGAUUGGUUCCGAUGACUCAUCUUCAGGAAGACCGAACCGAAGGGGCCAGAGGGCCAGAACACACACAGCUGCAGCAGUGAUGGAUGAUGGAUGAUUUUCCCUCCGUUUCAGAUAUCUCAUCAUCGUCAUCUCAACUGUGUGUCAUAACGAGUCCCCAAUGUUGUGUUUUUGUUUACUUCCAUCUGGUGGCCUUGCAAACUAAUAAACAGAUCUUCAGAGGA
This is a messenger RNA of Clupea harengus (Atlantic herring), 2678 nucleotides long. It is a transcript of the gene ttc12, whose product is annotated as tetratricopeptide repeat domain 12. Lineage: Eukaryota; Metazoa; Chordata; Actinopteri; Clupeiformes; Clupeidae. The record is from RefSeq and is a predicted model, not a curated record. Gene Ontology annotation, molecular function: protein binding. Gene Ontology annotation, biological process: sperm axoneme assembly; axonemal dynein complex assembly. The transcript is spliced from 22 exons. Gene Ontology annotation, cellular component: cytoplasm; centrosome. The coding region runs from base 129 to 2279 and encodes 716 amino acids.